Molecule: messenger RNA, 1583 nt
Organism: Chaetura pelagica (chimney swift)
Lineage: Eukaryota; Metazoa; Chordata; Aves; Apodiformes; Apodidae
Gene: SEPTIN3
Product: septin 3
Exons: 10
Coding region: 140-1192 (350 amino acids)
Biological process (GO): cytoskeleton-dependent cytokinesis
Cellular component (GO): microtubule cytoskeleton; septin ring; cell division site
Molecular function (GO): molecular adaptor activity; GTPase activity; GTP binding
Source: RefSeq, a predicted model, not a curated record
GGGGAAGGAGAGGACACAGGAAGGAAGGGAGAGGUAAAAACGGAGCCUCGUAGCCCAUCGCACGGCGUCAGCGUCAGGCUAGAAAAGUGAGGGGGAAGCCCACCCCCUUGGGAGAGGAUUCGGAGACAAAGGAAGCUUCAUGUUCAAAGGGCCAGCAGAGAACAAAACUGAAGCAGCCAUGUCUGAGCUGGUCCCAGAGCCACGACAAAAACCAGUUGUACCAAUGAAACCCACAAGCAUUAAUGCCAACUUGCUGGGAUACAUCGGUAUUGACACCAUCAUUGAGCAGAUGCGCAAGAAAACCAUGAAGACAGGUUUUGACUUCAACAUCAUGGUUGUAGGUCAGAGUGGACUGGGAAAGUCGACAUUGGUGAACACCCUCUUCAAGUCCCAGGUGAGCCGCAAAUCCUCAGGCUGGAACCGGGAGGAGAAGAUCCCCAAGACAGUGGAGAUCAAAGCCAUUGGACAUGUCAUUGAAGAAGGUGGUGUCAAAAUGAAGCUGACAGUGAUUGAUACGCCAGGAUUUGGGGACCAGAUCAACAAUGAGAACUGCUGGGAGCCAAUCGAGAAAUACAUCAACGAGCAAUAUGAAAAAUUUUUGAAAGAAGAGGUGAAUAUUGCAAGGAAGAAACGAAUUCCAGACACACGAGUGCACUGCUGCCUCUACUUCAUCUCACCCACGGGCCACUCCCUGCGGCCUUUGGACCUGGAGUUCAUGAAACAUCUCAGCAAGGUCGUGAACAUCAUCCCAGUAAUUGCCAAGGCUGACACCAUGACCUUGGAGGAGAAGACCGAAUUCAAACAAAGAGUGCGCAAAGAGCUGGAAGUCAAUGGGAUUGAGUUUUACCCCCAGAAAGAAUUUGAUGAGGACUUGGAGGAUAAAACAGAGAAUGACAAAAUCAGGCAGGAAAGCAUGCCCUUCGCAGUAGUGGGCAGUGACAAGGAGUACCAAGUGAAUGGCAAGAGAGUCCUGGGCAGGAAAACACCUUGGGGAAUCAUUGAAGUGGAAAACCUCACUCACUGUGAAUUUGCCCUACUUCGAGAUUUUGUCAUCAGGACCCACCUUCAGGACCUAAAAGAAGUGACCCACAACAUCCACUAUGAGACCUACAGGGCCAAGCGGCUGAACGACAACGGCGGGCUGCCCCCCAUGACUGUCGAGACAGAGGAGAACCACGAAAGUAACCUGUGAAUGACCCCCCCCCACUCCACUGUCACCUGGUGUCUCUGGAUAUGACAACCCACCCCUGCUACCCCUGACUACUGCGGGCCUGUCUCCGAAGCAUGUGGCGCAUCCCCCGGGUGCGAGCGUGAGUGCGUGUGCGUGCGUGUGCCCACCUCUGUGCCAGAGAGGGGACAGAGGUGUCUCCCCAUCCUGCCCAGAGUGUCCUCAUUCUCCGUUUGUUUUUUGCACAGUGGACUGUCCGUCCUCUUCCCUUCCCUCGUUUCUGUGUCUCAGCUGUGUGUCUUGCCUGAGGGAAAUAGGGAUGGGGGGAAGGAUUUCUAGGGGCAGGCAGGCUUCAGAGGUGGGAGGUAUGGGGCGUGCUGUGGUUCUGUUUUGAUCACACAGCAAGAAGAGACUC